Messenger RNA from Spodoptera exigua (beet armyworm), 830 nucleotides. NCBI's taxonomy places the organism in Eukaryota, Metazoa, Arthropoda, Insecta, Lepidoptera, Noctuidae. The record is from the annotation of a GenBank genome assembly.
AAAAUUGGAAACGUUGACGUGCGUAUGGUCAUCACUCUGUAUUUCACUAGAAUUUGUGUUUUUCUGUUUAAGUCUAGGAAUUUAGUUUUUAUAAAUAGCUAAUAUUAACAACUGCUACAAAAAACAUCAUGGGUUUAACAAUUUCAAGUGUUUUUACUAAGCUAUUCGGCAAAAAACAAAUGCGUAUCCUUAUGGUUGGACUGGAUGCCGCUGGUAAAACUACUAUACUAUAUAAACUUAAGUUGGGAGAGAUUGUGACCACAAUACCGACGAUCGGUUUCAACGUGGAAACAGUGGAGUACAAAAACAUUAGUUUUACGGUAUGGGACGUCGGCGGUCAGGACAAGAUCAGGCCGCUGUGGCGUCACUAUUACCAGAACACACAGGGACUUAUUUUCGUCGUGGAUUCAAGUGACACCAAGAGAAUAGCAGAAGCCGAAAAUGAGCUGGCUAACAUGUUAAAAGAAGAUGAAUUAAGAGAUGCUGUGAUCCUUGUGUUUGCCAACAAACAGGAUAUGCCUAAUGCAAUGACUGCAGCUGAACUUACCAAUGCUCUCAACCUAAACAAUUUGAGAAAUCGCCGUUGGUACAUCCAAGCCACUUGUGCAACACAAGGACAGGGGCUGUACGAAGGUCUAGACUGGCUCUCUAAUGAGCUAGCAAAGAAGUGAGAACCAUUUUGGCAAACGGUCACUGGGAACAGACUACAAACAUUCCCUUAAUGACUGACAACCUUCUAUAAUGUGAUCGUUGUUCAUUCUACAAAUACCUAAAAGACUAUGAAAAUUUUAUGUAAUUAUACAAGUAAUGUCUUUUUACUACUACUAGGC